AUGCCGUUCCCAUACAAGACGGUGCUCAUCACAGGAGCAACAUCAGGCAUCGGUCUUGCACUGGCCGAGCGCAUGAUAUCUGCGGGCAUUUUUGUCAUUACAAUUGGCCGUCGCAAAGAUCGUCUUGAAGCCCUGGCUGAGAAAUAUGGCAGCGAGAAAGUCGCUGCUGAGCCAUUUGAUGUGUCGGACUUGGACGCCAUGCCCGCGUGGGAUCACAUCCAAGUACCCCCGUCUCGACUCCAUCAUUCUCAACGCCGGCUUCCAGCGGUCCCUCGACUUCACGUCCCCGUCCACCAUCUCCUUGUCGUCCGUCUCGGCAGAGCUCACCACCAAUUAUCUCUCCCUCCUCCACAUGGUCUCCCAUUUUCUCCCGCACCUGAUCUCGCUCGCCCCAUCCCCGACGUCCAUUGUUCUUGUCUCCUCAGGUCUCGCUGUCCUCCCCCUGCCCCGAUGCGCAAAUUACUCCGCCACCAAAGCCGCCGUGCACAGUCUGGCUUGGUCACUCCGGUGCCAGCUUUCCGGUCCGGAAUCACCUCAUACCCACCACAUCAAGGUAAUUGA
Podospora anserina S mat+ is the source of this 561-nucleotide messenger RNA. RefSeq lists its product as uncharacterized. The transcript has 2 exons. The record is from RefSeq and is a predicted model, not a curated record. The coding region runs from base 1 to 561 and encodes 186 amino acids. Lineage: Eukaryota; Fungi; Ascomycota; Sordariomycetes; Sordariales; Podosporaceae.